UUUUUUUCUUCUCUUUAAGAGCAUCUCUAAGUUCCAUUCGGCGUUCCUUAAAAGCAAUCCAAGCUUCCAGCACUGUAUCAGACAGCGAAUAUCAAGACGCUGUCGAACAAACUUGGGAGGAGAAUCGAUCUAUAGAAAGUAAAUCUUUUGAUAGAUUUGUUGAAGCAGAAACAAGGAAUCAACUACCCGAAAAUAAUUGUUCAACAGUAAGAAUGGCCAAUAAAUCGCCUAGUUUUGAGCGUCUUGACAAACUCUACGAGGAUGGUCUGUCUGAUGAACUUUAUGGUGAACUUGUAAAAUUGAAUAAGGAAGUUGGAGACCAGAAUGGAGUUCAAAUUCUUUGGCGACUCUCUCGAGUUUGUUACCAAUUGGCCUCUUCGUUCGAUGAUCAAAGUGCAAAGAGGAAGGAAUAUAUGGAUGAAGGUUAUAAACAUGCUGGUAUUGCCUAUGAAAAAGAACCGGAGGAAUUCGAUGUCAUUAAAUGGUAUGCUGCUUGUACUGGGGGUAGGACGGAUUUUCUUGGAACGGCAGAGAAGAUUAAACAAGGCCAUAAGUUCAAAGAAUUAAUCGAUAAGGCGCUCGCAAAAAGCCCGAAGGAUUAUGCGCUUCUUUACAUGCGCGGUCGUUUUGCCUACUCGGUUGCUGGUCUCUCAUGGUUUGAAAGGAAGGCUGCAGCGGCGCUUUUCUCUGAUCCACCAAAAGCAACAUAUGACGAGGCACUCAACGAUUUUCUUGCCGUAUAUAAAUUGAAACCUGAAUGGGUUGAGAAUCUGUUAUUUUUGGGUAAAUGCUAUUUGGCAAAGAAUGAAAAGAAGGAGGCGAUUAAAUAUCUGAAAAUGGCUGUCGAGAUUGGAGAGAAAACUAAAUCAAGUGAUUGUGAAGAGGAUUCGGAUGUGAAAGAAGCUAAGGAGUUGCUCAAAAAGUAUAAAUAA
This is a messenger RNA of Meloidogyne enterolobii, 932 nucleotides long. The record is from the annotation of a GenBank genome assembly. NCBI's taxonomy places the organism in Eukaryota, Metazoa, Nematoda, Chromadorea, Rhabditida, Meloidogynidae.